This is a messenger RNA of Chionomys nivalis (European snow vole), 5212 nucleotides long. It is a transcript of the gene Atp8b2, whose product is annotated as ATPase phospholipid transporting 8B2. Gene Ontology annotation, biological process: Golgi organization; phospholipid translocation. Lineage: Eukaryota; Metazoa; Chordata; Mammalia; Rodentia; Cricetidae. The record is from RefSeq and is a predicted model, not a curated record. Gene Ontology annotation, molecular function: ATP binding; ATP hydrolysis activity; magnesium ion binding. Gene Ontology annotation, cellular component: plasma membrane.
CCGAAACUGACACAAAGUAGCGGGCCGGGGCCCGGGUGGGGAGAAGCCGGGCCGCCGCUGGGGGGCGGGAGCCUGCGGGCAGCGGAGCCGAGCGCCCCCGCCCCAGCCCCCGGCAUGGGCUGGACGGGGCCGCCGGGCGGAGCGCAGAGCGCCGCGCGCUGAGGGUCUCCCAUGGGAUUGCUGGAACCUUGCUGGGUGAGAUGGCACUGUGUGCAAAAAAGCGCCCCCCAGAAGAAGAGCGGAGGGCGCGGGCUAAUGACCGAGAAUACAAUGAGAAGUUCCAGUACGCGAGUAACUGCAUCAAGACCUCCAAGUACAACAUCCUCACCUUCCUGCCUGUCAACCUCUUUGAGCAGUUCCAGGAGGUUGCCAACACCUACUUCCUGUUCCUUCUCAUUUUGCAGUUGAUCCCCCAGAUCUCCUCCCUGUCCUGGUUCACCACCAUUGUGCCUUUGGUUCUCGUCCUCACCAUCACGGCUGUUAAAGACGCCACUGAUGACUAUUUCCGCCACAAGAGUGAUAACCAGGUGAAUAACCGGCAUUCUCAGGUGCUGAUCAAUGGCGUCCUCCAGCGGGAGCAAUGGAUGAAUGUCUGUGUUGGUGACAUUAUCAAGCUAGAGAAUAACCAGUUCGUGGCGGCGGACCUCCUCCUCCUUUCCAGCAGCGAGCCCCAUGGGCUGUGCUACAUAGAGACGGCAGAACUGGACGGAGAGACCAACAUGAAAGUGCGCCAGGCAAUUCCAAUCACUUCAGAGCUGGGGGACAUCAGUAAGCUGGCCAAGUUUGAUGGUGAAGUAAUCUGUGAACCUCCCAACAACAAGCUGGACAAAUUCAGUGGGACAUUGUACUGGAAGGAAAAUAAGUUCCCCCUGAGCAACCAGAAUAUGCUGCUGCGCGGCUGUGUGCUGAGAAACACCGAGUGGUGCUUCGGGCUGGUCAUCUUUGCAGGCCCUGACACCAAGCUGAUGCAGAACAGUGGCAGGACAAAGUUCAAGAGAACGAGUAUCGACCGCCUGAUGAACACGCUGGUCCUCUGGAUUUUUGGGUUCCUGGUCUGCAUGGGAGUGAUCCUGGCCAUCGGCAAUGCCAUCUGGGAGCACGAAGUUGGGACACGUUUCCAGGUCUACCUGCCCUGGGAUGAGGCGGUGGACAGUGCCUUCUUCUCUGGCUUCCUCUCCUUCUGGUCCUACAUCAUCAUCCUCAACACCGUUGUGCCCAUCUCACUCUAUGUCAGUGUGGAAGUCAUUCGUUUGGGCCACAGCUACUUCAUCAACUGGGACAAGAAGAUGUUCUGCAUGAAGAAGCGGACGCCUGCAGAGGCCCGUACCACCACUCUGAAUGAAGAGCUGGGCCAGGUGGAGUACAUCUUCUCUGAUAAGACGGGCACCCUCACCCAGAACAUCAUGGUGUUCAACAAGUGCUCCAUCAAUGGCCACAGCUAUGGUGACGUGUUUGAUGUCUUGGGACACAAAGCUGAACUGGGAGAGAGACCAGCGCCUGUUGACUUCUCCUUUAAUCCUCUGGCUGACAAGACAUUCUUGUUUUGGGACCCAAGCCUCUUGGAGGCUGUCAAAAUGGGGGACCCCCACACACAUGAGUUCUUCCGUCUCCUUUCCCUGUGUCACACCGUCAUGUCAGAAGAAAAGGACGAAGGAGAGCUGUACUACAAAGCUCAGUCCCCGGAUGAGGGGGCUCUGGUCACCGCAGCCAGGAACUUUGGUUUUGUGUUCCGUUCCCGUACCCCUAAAACAAUCACUGUCCAUGAGCUUGGUACAGCCAUCACCUACCAACUUCUGGCCAUACUGGACUUCAACAACAUUCGCAAGCGGAUGUCAGUCAUAGUGCGAAAUCCAGAGGGUAAGAUUCGACUCUACUGCAAAGGGGCUGACACAAUCCUGCUAGACAGACUCCACCCCUGCUCGCAGGAGCUGCUCAGCAGCACCACUGACCACCUGAAUGAAUAUGCAGGGGACGGACUGAGGACGCUGCUGCUGGCCUACAAAGACCUGGAUGAAGAAUACUAUGAGGGGUGGGCCAGGAGACGCCUCCAGGCCACCCUGGCCCAUGACAGCCGAGAGGACAGGCUGGCCAGCGUCUAUGAAGAGGUUGAGAGUGACCUGAUGCUGCUGGGUGCCACGGCCAUUGAAGACAAGCUUCAGCAGGGAGUUCCAGAGACGAUUGCCCUCCUGACUCUGGCCAACAUUAAGAUUUGGGUGCUCACUGGAGAUAAGCAAGAGACAGCUGUGAACAUUGGCUACUCAUGUAAGAUGCUGACUGAUGACAUGACAGAGGUGUUCAUAGUCACGGGCCACACUGUUCUGGAGGUGCGAGAGGAACUCAGGAAAGCCCGGGAGAAGAUGGUGGACUCAUCCCACACUGUGGGCAAUGGCUUCACCUACCAGGGGAAACUCUCUUCUUCAAAGCUCACUUCUGUCCUGGAGGCUGUUGCUGGGGAGUAUGCCCUGGUCAUCAAUGGGCACAGCCUGGCCCACGCCUUGGAGGCUGACAUGGAGCUAGAAUUUCUGGAAACAGCAUGUGCCUGCAAAGCGGUCAUCUGCUGCCGGGUGACACCCUUGCAGAAGGCACAGGUGGUGGAGCUGGUUAAGAAGUACAAGAAGGCUGUGACACUUGCCAUUGGGGACGGGGCCAAUGAUGUCAGCAUGAUUAAAACUGCUCACAUUGGUGUGGGCAUCAGCGGGCAGGAAGGGAUCCAGGCCGUCCUGGCUUCAGAUUAUUCAUUUUCCCAGUUCAAGUUCCUGCAGCGCCUCCUGCUGGUGCAUGGCUGGUCCUACUUGCGCAUGUGCAAAUUCCUCUGCUAUUUCUUCUACAAGAAUUUUGCAUUCACCAUGGUCCACUUCUGGUUUGGCUUCUUCUGUGGCUUCUCAGCUCAGACUGUGUAUGACCAGUAUUUCAUCACCCUGUACAACAUUGUGUACACGUCACUCCCAGUGCUGGCCAUGGGGGUCUUUGACCAGGAUGUCCCUGAGCAGCGAAGCAUGGAGUACCCGAAGCUGUACGAGCCAGGCCAGUUGAAUCUCCUGUUCAACAAGCGAGAGUUCUUCAUCUGCAUCGCCCAGGGCAUCUACACCUCUGUGCUCAUGUUCUUCAUCCCCUACGGGGUGUUUGCGGAGGCCACACGGGACGAUGGCACCCAGCUGGCAGACUACCAGUCUUUUGCGGUCACUGUGGCCACAUCACUGGUCAUUGUGGUCAGUGUGCAGAUCGGGCUGGACACGGGCUACUGGACAGCCAUCAACCACUUCUUCAUCUGGGGCAGCCUCGCUGUUUACUUUGCCAUCCUCUUCGCCAUGCACAGCGAUGGGCUCUUUGACAUGUUUCCGAACCAGUUCCGGUUCGUGGGGAAUGCCCAGAACACCCUGGCCCAGCCCACCGUGUGGCUCACCAUCGUGCUCACCACGGCUGUCUGCAUCAUGCCUGUGGUUGCCUUCCGUUUCCUCAGGCUUAGCCUGAAGCCUGAUCUCUCCGACACGGUCCGCUACACACAGCUGGUAAGGAAGAAACAGAAGGCUCAGCACCGCUGCAUGCGGCGAGUGGGCCGCACGGGCUCCCGGCGCUCCGGCUAUGCCUUCUCACACCAGGAAGGUUUUGGGGAGCUCAUUAUGUCUGGCAAGAACAUGCGGCUCAGCUCGCUGGCCCUCUCCAGCUUUAGCACACGCUCCAGCUCCAGCUGGAUCGAGAGCCUGCGCAGGAAGAAGAGUGAUGGUGCCAACAGCCCCAGUGCAGGGGCUGAGAAGCCCCUCAAGGGCUAAAGACCUGGACUGGGACCCCUUGUGCCCGGAACCAGAGCUCGCGGGCCAGCGUCGGGGAAACUGCUGGUCCUCCCUCCCAGCAGCCUGCCUCCUCUGCCUGGUGGACUGCCCUGCAGAUCUCAGCAGUUUAUGGAAGGAGAGGGAGUGGGCCCCAGGGGCAGACCAGGACUUUGGGCCUUGGACAGGGGCCACAAUGAGGGACCAGCCGUGGAACCAAAAACCAUGAAAACUGAGAUUGGGUCUACCCCUGUCCUGCUUGGAGUCCACAGGGAGACUAUAAUCUCCAUAUUUUUUUACUCCUACUCCCCAGAGGGGCCCUAGUGCCCUGUUCCUGAAUUACACAAGAAUGUAUCAUGCCGGGAAGCCAGAGACCUGCUGGGGCCUCCAAGCCCCUCACAUCAUCGUGUGUCCUCUUGGUUUGUGUUUGUGUUGUUUGACUUUGUCUUUUUUAUUUGGUAAGUGGAGGAGGCCUUCAUGUGACUUUAUGUUAUGGUUAGUGUCUCAACUCUUCUGGGAAGAGGAGACGGGCGCACACUGGGAUUCCCUACCUGGUGGAGUGGCUUGGGAGGGGCUGCAUCUCAUGGGUCACCUUUAGGGUACUGUUGUCCUUAUGGGUACAGGAGCUACCAGGUAGGGAAGAACUGUCAGGCAGGGGGUGUUGGGAGAAUGGAAGGAAGAGUUGUCCUGGCUCCUGCCUCCCCAGGGCACUUGUGAGUUCUUGGAUUACCUAAACCCUGUUGGGGGGGGGGGAAGUGUCCUCAGAGUCCAGGUCGAGUCCCCAGUUCCUUAGCCACUUCCCACUUCCCUCCCUCCUUCCUUUGCUCUCUUCUCCUCUCCUCUCUGGUGCUGUUUCUUCCUACCCUGAGGUAGGACUGAGAAGGAAGCUGGCCUCUGCUGCUUUGUCCCAGGAACCUAGGACCCUGCCCUUCUUGAGCAGUUGCUACCUUGUCUGUUCCCAGAAGAGCCCUUAUUUGCUAGCAGCAGAGUAAGGGGGAGGAAUGGUGUGGAGCUGGGCAUACAGGAAUCUAAAUGUUCCCUGUAGGAGCCCAAAGGAGCUAGAGGGAGGUUGUGGUGGGGAGAAGAAAGGGGAAGGCUUGACAGGGAAAUCCCUUUUGGCCACACAGUUUACAAGCCCAGUAUCAUGUCUGUUUGUGUGUCUCUUAAGGGGAAAGUCUGAUUUUUAUACCAAAGAGGAAAUGAAUUUUUUUUGUAUUUUGUUUGUCUAUAUUAUAUAAAUACAUAUAUAUAUAUAGAUAGCUAUAUAUAUUAUUAUUUUUGGUUCUCUCUCGUUUUUUCAGGGAGGGAGGAAAGUACCAUGUUGCAUUGAGUGCAUUGAGCUGUAAUUAAGGAACAUUCUGUAUAAUUUAUGACAUUUCUAUAAUUGCAAAAAUUAUAUCAUUUUAUGGAUAUAAAAGAAAAAUGCCUUUUUAUAAAAGUCCAAU